Ilex paraguariensis (yerba mate) is the source of this 717-nucleotide messenger RNA. The record is from the annotation of a GenBank genome assembly. Lineage: Eukaryota; Viridiplantae; Streptophyta; Magnoliopsida; Aquifoliales; Aquifoliaceae.
AUGUCUGAGAUAUUGCAUGUGCAUACAUCAUCUAACACUAUGCAUAAGCAUUCACAACCAUCACCACAGACGCUAUCUUCUAGGUCAUUGUCACGCGUACAGUCUUCCCAGCCAUCAUCACUUAGACAGUCAGGCAUAAGUGACACAGUUUCAACUAAGCGAGGUCGAGGUCCAGCUAAGGGUCCUAUGGAAUGGGGAACUGGAGUGAAACUUAAGGUUGAGUUUGAUUCCAAGUUUCAGCCAAUAGGUAAGAAUGAAAAAUGGCUAAAGUCAGCGUUGGAAAAUAUAGUACGCAAUGAGCAUAGAGUUCCUUUCACUUAUAUCGAUUGGGCUUCAAUACCUGUUGAUAUACUUGAUACAAUUUGGAAAGAAGUGGAGGCUGAAUUUGAUGUGCAACUUUCUCAAUAUGAUGAGUCAGACCGUACACCACCUCUUCGAGAUCAAAUUUUCCACAAGUUGUUGGGAGCAGAUAGACAUGGAUACUGCAAGACCUACAGCACUGAGCCGCAAAUUAAAGCUGAAUUUGACAAGAUUCAUGCAAGGAUUUGUUUGUUGGAAUCACAAGCCGAUAGUGUAGGUGGAUCUAGGGUUAAUGCCAAUCAGGCUCUAGACACGUCUAGUGCACAUCAGUUGUUGAGGGAGUCGGAUGAAGAAAUACCGCCACGGUCAAUUGAGAAGUCAUCCAUACCAUCUCCAUCUCCCUUGCCUUUUGAUGAG